AUGGAUAAGCCUCUCGAACAGAACACCAUGGAGGUCAUUGCUCAAGCCAAGAGCAGGAGUACCGUAUGUCCGGAUGGACUGCAAGCAAAAGAUGGCAUCGACGAGAAAGCACCGUCUGUGCGUGUUGAUCAGGAGUCCAUAUCAAAGACCAACAUGGAGUUCGAUGGUCAGGAUGGAGUCAAAAAGAUUGAAGCAAUGACUGUGGUUUGGACCAAACCAUGGCUGAUUACCGCUUAUGUAUUUGUCUGGGUCAUCUUCUUCGUGAACUCUCUGCAGCAACAGGCAAGCUUCGCAUGGACCCCCUAUGUCACCAGUUCCUUCGCACUUCAUGGCCUUACAGCCAUCACUGGUGUUGUUUCCAAUCUUGUCGGCGGUGUUUCCAAGCUCCCCCUGGCAAAGUUCAUAGAUGUUGUCGGUCGCCCGCAGGGAUUCUUACUGAUGUUAAUCUUCACAAUUCUCGCUCUGGUUCUCAUGGUUGCUUGUAAAAAUGUCCAAACAUUCGCCGCUGCACAAGUGUUCUAUUGGACAGGUAUGAACGGAAUCGGCUAUGUGCUGGACGUCUUCAUUGCCGAUACAAGCAGUAUGAAAAACAGGGCCCUUUUAAUGGCCUUUACCACGACUCCCUACAUUUCCAACACAUUCGCUGGUCCAGAGCUAGGUCAACGGUUCUUAGAUGAUAGUACAUGGCGAUGGGGCUUUGGAGCCUUUGCCAUCAUAACCCCAAUCAUGUGCGUUCCUUUCUGGACCAUCUUCGUUGUCAUGAUGCGCAGAGCGAAGAGACAGAAUAUCAUAGUCAAGGAGAAAACUGGACGGACUUUUUUGGAAUCUGCGUAUUACUACCUCAUUGAGUUCGACGUUAUCGGCCUACUCCUCAUUGUCGCAGGCUUCUCCCUUGUCCUCCUACCGUUCAGUCUCGUCAGCUACCAAAGGGAAGGGUGGGAGUCACCAAUGAUUAUUUGCAUGUUGGUGUUCGGCUUCGUAUCCCUAGGACUCUUUGCCGCUUGGGAGAAGUACCUGGCACCAAAGACCUUCUUCCCCUUCCACCUCCUUACCAACCGAUCUGUCCUCGCAGCCUGCGUCGUCUUCCAGCUCUCUGUCUCGAAAGCCGGUUACAUAAACAACAUCUUCAACAUCGUCUCAUGCGCCUGGGGCGUCAUCAUCGCAAUUGCCAUCCGCAAAUUCGAUCGCUUCAAGUGGGCAAUGCUCAUCGCCAUACCAAUCAACAUCGUGAUGACCGGUCUCCUCAUCCACUUCCGAGCCGCUGGUUCGGAGAUCGCCGCCCUCGUCGUGGUCGAAGUAUUCAACGGCAUCGCAGGCGGUACGCUAGUAAUCUGCGAACAGCUUACCGUCAUGUCUGCCGUACCGCAUGAACACGUCGCCGUCGCCCUGGCUCUCCUUGACAUGGUGACAUCAGUCGGCGGCAGCAUAGGAACGGCGAUCUCGGGCGCUAUCUGGACGAAUGAAUUACCCAGCAAAUUGAUGCAGUAUCUGCCGGAGGAGACGAAGGGGAACGCAACGCUUAUAUACGCGAGUUUGGUCACACAGUUGGAGUAUGAGUGGGGGAGUCCGACGAGAGAGGGAAUAGUGAAGGCGUAUGAGGGUACGCAGAAACUGAUGGUGAUCACUGGAGCAGCUACGCUGGUGCCGUGCUGCAUCUGGGUGCUUUUUAUCAAAAACUUCAGGUUGAGUGAGCACAAACAGAAAGGAGGGCUUGUGCUGUGA
Molecule: messenger RNA, 1722 nt
Organism: Drepanopeziza brunnea f. sp. 'multigermtubi' MB_m1
Lineage: Eukaryota; Fungi; Ascomycota; Leotiomycetes; Helotiales; Drepanopezizaceae
Biological process (GO): transmembrane transport
Cellular component (GO): plasma membrane
Molecular function (GO): transmembrane transporter activity
Source: RefSeq, a predicted model, not a curated record